AUGCACAGAACAUAUUCUUUGAGGGGCCAAAGAGCCCCAACUGCCUCGCAAUUGCAAAGCCCUCCACCUCCACCAUCCACUACUAGGUCAAAAUUCUUCGGUAAGGCUUCUAUUGCUUCCAAUUUUAGAAAGAACGCUGCUGGUAACUUUGGCCCAGAUUUGGCCAGGAAACUUUCACAAUUGGUCAAGACUGAGAAGGGAGUUUUGAGAGCUUUGGAAGUUGUAGCCAACGAGCGUCGCGCCGCUGCUAAGCAAUUAUCGCUAUGGGGUUUGGACAAUGAUGACGAUGUCUCCGAUGUCACCGACAAGCUCGGAGUCUUAAUCUACGAAUUGGGCGAAUUGCAGGACCAGUUCAUCGACAAAUACGACCAAUACCGUAUUACCUUGAAAGGUAUAAGAAAUAUUGAAGCUUCGGUUCAACCAUCUAGAGAUCGUAAACAGAAGAUUACUGACGAAAUUGCUCGUUUGAAGUACAAGGAACCUAAUUCUCCUAAGAUCCCCGUUUUGGAGCAAGAAUUGGUUCGUGCAGAAGCAGAAUCGCUUGUCGCCGAGGCGCAAUUGUCUAACAUCACCAGGGAGAAAUUAAAGGCAGCCUUUAAUUAUCAGUUUGAUUCUGUUCGCGAAUUGGCUGAAAAGUUCGCUUUGAUUGCUGGUUAUGGAAAAGCAUUGUUGGAGUUGCUAGACGAUUCACCAGUUACUCCAGGUGAAAGUAGAGCAGCUUAUGAUGGCUACGACGCUUCCAGACAAAUAAUCAUGGAUGCUGAGACUGCUUUAGAGGGAUGGACUUUGGACGCGGCUGCGGUUAAACCAACUUUGUCCUUCCACCAAACAGUCGAUGAUGUAUACGAUGAUGAAGAAGAAGAAGAGGAUGCUGUUGCUGCUGAACAAGAAUGGGCUGGUGAACACGAAGGUGGGGAAGAAGUCGUUGAAGAGAUCGAGGAUGGAACCAAAUAA
This is a messenger RNA of Lachancea fermentati, 954 nucleotides long. The record is from the annotation of a GenBank genome assembly. Lineage: Eukaryota; Fungi; Ascomycota; Saccharomycetes; Saccharomycetales; Saccharomycetaceae.